AUUAUUUUCACCGGCAUUUGGUGGAUUUGUGCGCCAUGAUGAAUACCAUAGUACAAGUACAAAUUUUUGUGGCGUGAGUCAAUUGUCUUCGCUUCGGUUACAGUAGCCGCUCAGCAGCCACGCACGAAAAGAGGUUUCCGUCCAGCGCAAGACGAAGAUUUUGUUUACUUGCACGUCAGAAAAAAAUAGAAUGGCCGUAUCGCUAUCGCGUUUGUAGUGACCGCCACACAGCACCCGGACCAGACAACUUUUCCCGCUCUGGCGAACGUUGACCCUGCUGGGGGAGAACCCAAUAAGUUCGCGUUCUGGAAAAAAAUGAGCUUGAAGCGGGACUACGAUCACCUUUUCAAGCUCGUCUUGAUCGGGGACAGCGGCGUUGGUAAAAGCUGUUUGCUGCUUCGAUUCGCGGACGACCAAUUUACCGAGAGCUACAUAACCACGAUCGGAGUCGACUUUCGGUUCAAGACGAUCAAUGUGAGCGGUAAAACGGUGAAGCUGCAGAUAUGGGACACCGCCGGUCAAGAGCGGUUCCGAACGAUUACGAGUGCGUAUUACCGCGGGGCGGAUGGCAUCGUCAUCGUUUACGAUUGCGGCGACAGAGACAGCUUCAGUACCACUUUUCCGCUUUGUCGUCGUCUUUCAUGCCGGACGCAUGCCGUUUCGUUUGAUGUGUGCUUUAAGUACUUCGGUCGCUCUAUCGCGCACGCCGCGCAGAAGAGUUUUUUUUUGCGAUUAAGCUAUCGUAUUGUCGUCGUGAAAUGUUGCAUUGGGCGGUUGCGAGAGUGGGGCGUUAGUAUCUCUUUUUAAUCUCAUUCAAUUUGAAUCACCAAUCACAGACAACGUCAACAGUUGGGUGGAAGAAGUGAGCAAGUAUGCCAGUGCAUCAACAAGCAUGGUGCUGGUGGCAAACAAGAGCGACAUGCCAGCAUCGAGCAAAGCAGUGUCUGCGGAAGAGGGCGAAGCAAAGGCUAGACAGCUGGGAUUAGCCUUUAUGGAAACCAGCGCAAAAACUGGUAGCGGUGUGGAGGAUGCCUUCACGCUGAUGAGCACUAACUUAAUAACAGUGAAGAUGACGGAGCAGGCAGAACAGCGAGGUAGUGGUGCCGGCGGUAGUCUGCGGCUAGCCGACGGCACCGGUUCAACCAACGGGGGUACCCCACUCGGGGGUCUCGGGCAAGGAUGCUGCAGUGGGUAAAGUACGCAGACUACGAAUAUCUGUACAGGGUGGCUGCCACAGAUGUGGUUUGACUUUUUUCUACUGACGCAUGAGAAAACCACACCUGCCGCUAAAUUUUGCUGCGCGACUUGUCACCGGUAAGAGAUCAUUACCCUACCGAGGGAAUGUGACUCAUCUGUUGCCUGAGAAGCAAAGAGCGACGAGCCUGUUACUUAACGGAAAGCUGCGCUGUGAGCGCCCUAUAUCCUCGAUAAGAGCUUGCGUCGUUGUUCUUCAGCACGACCACUGCUUCUGUUUUUCGCAAGGUUUGUGAGCUGG
Messenger RNA from Amoebophrya sp. A120, 1495 nucleotides. The record is from the annotation of a GenBank genome assembly. Lineage: Eukaryota; Dinophyceae; Syndiniales; Amoebophryaceae.